This is a messenger RNA of Aspergillus versicolor CBS 583.65, 1287 nucleotides long. RefSeq names its product fumarylacetoacetate hydrolase family protein. NCBI's taxonomy places the organism in Eukaryota, Fungi, Ascomycota, Eurotiomycetes, Eurotiales, Aspergillaceae. The transcript has 3 exons. The record is from RefSeq and is a predicted model, not a curated record. Bases 1 to 1287 code for a protein of 428 amino acids. Gene Ontology annotation, biological process: L-tyrosine catabolic process; L-phenylalanine catabolic process; homogentisate catabolic process. Gene Ontology annotation, molecular function: fumarylacetoacetase activity.
AUGACGUCCCCAAAGUAUAGCCACCAUUUCUCUGUCAAUAAUCUGCCGUACGGGGUUGCCUCGUCUGCCUCUCAGCCCCGACAAUGUGCCACCCGUCUCGCCAACACCGUCAUCUUCCUCGGCGUCCUCCAGCAAUCAGGGUUCUUUGACAAGGUAGACUCUCUACCAAAGAAUAUAUUUUCCAACGAGACCCUGAAUGAGUACGCUGCUUUGCCAAAAUCCGCCCACGCUGCAGUCCGCGCCCAUCUGCAAUCCGCCCUCCGCGAGCCUGGCCUGGAUGCCAUCCCAGCAAACGCAAAAGCAGACAUAACAACAGUGCAAGUACACGUCCCAAUCUCUAUUCCCGGAUUCACAGACUUCUCCAACUCCCUCAACCAUGUCCAAAACGCCGGCCGCGCAAUCCUCAACGACCCUUCGCCACCCCCAGGCUUCUUCCACUUCCCAAUCGGAUAUACCGGGCGGGCAUCGACGGUCGUCGCGUCUGGGACCCCGAUUAUCAGACCCUCCGGGCACUUCUAUGACCGGACGAACCCGGUUCCCAAGACCGUUAUCCACGGCCCUUCGCGCGCGCUGGACUAUGAGAUGGAACUGGGUGUUGUCAUUGGAAAGCCCUACGAGUGGGGAUCAGGGAAGGGGGUUAAUGCGAAAGACGCAGAAGAAUAUGUCUUUGGGUUUGUGAUUGUGAAUGACUGGAGUGCCCGCGACAUCCAAGGCCUCGAGAUGGUUCCACUAGGCCCAUUGAAUGGAAAAGCAUUUGGAACAUCCAUUUCCCCCUGGAUCGUUACGACGGACGCGCUGGCACCGUUCAGGGCCUCUGCGCCAGAACCGCAAGCUUCUCUGGCGGACCACCUACAGGAUGAGAAAAAAGGAAAUUAUGAUAUUGUCAUGGAUGUUGAGAUUUUGCACAAACCAGCAACUACUACUACAGAUUUAAGUGUAACUACCGACGGAGACAGAUACGUCUCGCAUAUUGCCACCGGUCCAGCGAGGGAGCUAUUCUGGAGUCACCGGCAGAUGGUGGCCCAUCUUACGAGUUCGGGAUGUGACUUGCGCACAGGAGACCUCCUUGGAACAGGAACGGUCAGUGGGUCUGUUGAUGGGUCGCAUGGGUGUUUGCUGGAGAGCACGAAGGGGGGGAAGGAGAGAGUGAAGCUCUCCGACGGGGCAGAGAGGGUAUACCUGGUUGACGGGGAUAUCGUCAGGAUGACCGCUGUACUCGGUGAUGAGCAGUCAGGAGUUGGAUUCGGGGAGUGUAUUGGCGAGAUAUUGCCAGCCAGGCUUGAUUGA